CUGUGUGGCCAACCUUUUGAUUACCCCUUAAACUUGAGUUACUUUACACAGACUUUAUAUUCAAUCAUAAAACGUGUUUAUAAACCUUGUUCUUCUUCUCCCCUUUUUCACUUUUAAACUUUCCUUUCUUCUUCUUUUCUCUUUCUUUUAUGUUAUAAUAGUAUGGCUCCCUUCAUGACCAACAUGACUAAUAGUAUUAAUGACAACAAUAACGACACAGAAUUUCUUUUGGGAUUAAACGCCGUACGUGAAAGAUGCUAUAAAGUACAAGAAGCAGCCAGUCGUAAUCGUUUACAACACUUUGAUAUUGAUCAAUCAAAGCUGGAUGAAAUGGUUCAAUAUGUCAUCUCUGUUAUCAAGCGUGAUUACGAUAGUCCUUCUGAUAUUCCUGUCUAUGGUCGAUGGCGUCAUUUUGAUGUGGGUGGUAAGCCUCGUCUAAACCAACUCAUUCAACAAUGGGCUACCUUGGGCCUUGAUAACAUGGAGCAAACAAGAAAACUGAUUGAUAUCCUUGUCAUUGCCUGCCUUAUGGAUGUGAAGCCUUGCCAAACCUGGACUUAUAUCGAACAAUCUACGGGUAGAGUGUUCAAACGAAAGGAUGGCAUCGCUAUUGCUAUACUAGACAUGUUCCUCAAGGGAACCUUCUCCAGUGACCCUUCUCAGCCUCAUCGAGUUGACUCUGAGGCUCUCAGUCAGUUAACCCUUGAUACUUUACAUAAUGGUUUACAAUUUAAUGAAACAAACUCCUUUGUGGGUAUUGAAGAGCGAUAUGACCUACUUGUCAACCUUGGCCAUGCCCUAAAGAACCGUACAGACUAUUUUGGAAAAGAAGCCGUUCGUAGACCGGGCAACAUGAUUGACUAUCUGUUUGAUCAUCCUACAACGAUCAAGACCAAAAAAGGUCCACUCAUCAGUAUCGAAACCAUCUGGCCUGUUGUGCAAGAAAUGGGAGAACUUUGGGCGUCGGAGGAAAACAUUGGUGGCACGAAAGGAUAUGGCGAUGUUUGGCCAUGCGCAGCGCUACUCAACCCUAACCAAAGCAACCCAACAGGAACAGACCACUAUGUGCCCUUUCACAAGUUGUCACAGUGGAUCGUCUACUCUGUGAUUGAACCAAUGGAGAAGUUAUUGGGAGCUACUAUCGAAGGAACCGAUUUGCUGACACCCCUUCCGGAUUACUGUAAUGGUGGUCUUCUGAUUGAUACUGGGUUUAUUACACUGAAGCCUAAAGAUUACGAACGUGGUAUACAAAACUAUCUUGCCAACUCAUUACUCCCCUAUCAACCCAAGAUUGAAGUUGCUCCGAUGUUUGAUAUGUCGGAUCCUGUCGUCAUCGAAUGGCGUGCUCUGACGGUGGCCUAUCUUGAUUUGGUAGCAGAACGAGUUCGACAGACAUUUAGAUUAAGCAAAAAAUUACUUUCACUUAGCCAACUUAUUCAAGGUGGAACAUGGAGUGCAGGCAGAGAAUUGGCAGAGAUAUCAAGACCUAAUACGCAUGAACCUCCAAUUGUGGUUAAAUUGGACAAACGAGUCAUUUAUUAAGCCCGUUUUUUUUUUUUUUUCUUUUUU
Messenger RNA from Rhizopus microsporus ATCC 52813, 1569 nucleotides. RefSeq lists its product as uncharacterized. The record is from RefSeq and is a predicted model, not a curated record. NCBI's taxonomy places the organism in Eukaryota, Fungi, Mucoromycota, Mucoromycetes, Mucorales, Rhizopodaceae. The transcript has 2 exons. Bases 163 to 1542 code for a protein of 459 amino acids.